UCCCCAUUAUGAUCGCAAUUCUAUCGACUUUUCCUUCAUGAUGAAACGGGGCGCACACGAAGCGCGUUUCGGACGCCCACAACUGCUGCUGUUUACUGGUGCGUUUGUGUCAUUGGGCGUGUGGGCGCCGUCGUCGGGCGCAAGAGUAGAUAGCCCUUCUCGACGAGCUUCCCUUCCCUCUCCUUCGCAAAGUUGCCUAUUCAGCAACCGUAUCGUACAGUACAUGUGCCUGCUUACAUUGACGCACUUGUGUCUUCGAGCACAAGAGACUGACUGAUCGCGAUGCUCCAGGCACUCCUGCUGCACCUGCUCCUUGUCUCGUCGGCGUCGUCGUCGACGCGAGCCGCUGGCGAAAAGCCCGGUCCCCAGCCGUCGAAAUUUUCAUACAGACAACCGCCACUGCCACCACCGUCGUCGUUGCCAUCAUCGUCGCUGCUACUUGGGCCCCCGCAGCUUGCUUCUCCACACCACCGCCGGGCCCCUCCAGCUGCCCCAGCGCCAGUUCCAGCGCCAGCGCCAGCUCCAGCUCGCUCAGCCGCUCGCAUGCCGCAGUUCCCCAGCACACACCGGGGUCCAGCAGCUGCGCAGAAGCCACAUGCCGGCCAUCUCGACGCAUUCGACAGCGCCGGGUCUGCCUCGCCGCUGGGCUUCUUCCGCUCCGACCUUGUCGACGACCUCGACAGCGAUGAGCCCGACUCCCCUGCGCAUGAUCCUAGCGUAACGAGCGGCAAUGACAACGACAACAGCAACAAAAAGGACGACAAUGUCGACAGCAACGGAGACGGAGACGACGACGACAAGGCAGACAACGUCGUCGCGCCGCCCGCCUCCGUCCUGACGUCGUCCUCUGGCGCAGGAAAUCCAACAAGUGAAUCCGAAGCCCUGCUCGCAGCGAUGUACCCCUGUGGCGAUGCGGAGCUGGCGAUGCUGCGAGGCUACCGACAGCGCCGGCGCGUCUGGCGGCCCGGCCCAGGCACAGGCUCAGGACCAGGCACAGGACCAGGGCGAGGCAAGCACGCAAAGCACUCGCGGCAGGUCGUCGUGAUAGUGCCGAACCCCGUCAAGGUCAGCUCGAUCAAGGGCGUGGGCUGAGAGAGAGAGACUGCAGCAAGACCACCCAAUGUAUGACGUAGAGAGAGAAACAAAAGUAGGUAUCCUUGGAGAGCGAGAGUAAUCAACAUACAGCAGAGCUUCUUCCAUGACGGCACACGAGAGGAGUGGUGAUGGGGUGGUGGUGGCUGAAACAUCAGAUCUCGGCCCAGCCGGUGCUUUGACCCUGCCGCUCUCCGCUGACGAGGGUGAGGGCAAAGACGAGGGCAUUGGCGCCGACGGCAAAGCCAAAGCCCCUGUAGAGCGAGUAGAGGCCGCCGAGGCUGCUGUGGCCGUGCUUGGCGAGGAUGCCGCUCUUUGCGAGGUCGUCAUCGUCGUCUUCGUCGGCGUCGUUAUUGCUCCGAGACGCUCGCUGCUGCUCUCUCCGUCGGCGGGCAGCAGGAUCGCGGGGCACGGGCGUCGUCGACGUCUCCUCGGUCAGG
Molecule: messenger RNA, 1532 nt
Organism: Acaromyces ingoldii
Lineage: Eukaryota; Fungi; Basidiomycota; Exobasidiomycetes; Exobasidiales; Cryptobasidiaceae
Exons: 1
Coding region: 283-1092 (269 amino acids)
Source: RefSeq, a predicted model, not a curated record